UGACUUGCCUAGUAAAAUAAAGUUAAAAAAAAAAAAAAUAGUUCAUUCAAAUACAACCACCGCCUGUUUGUUCAUUGCUGUUGCUGUAAGACCGGGUUCUCCAACUGGCGACUUGGCCCACGAGUGGUUUUAUUUGUCCCAAAAGCUUCGGGUGCUUUUAAACAAGCCAACCAGAGUCCAAGCCAAAAGGGUCAUCAAUGAAGAGGCCACAGUUCCACUUUGACCUGUGGUUCUAUCUCACAGUACAAAACUGGAUACUGGACUUUGGAAGGCCCAUUGUAAUGAUCAUUCUCCCUCUGGAGUGGUUCCCCCUGAACAAGCCCAGUGCUGGAGACUACUUUCACAUGGCCUACAACGUCAUCACGCCAUUCCUACUGCUCAAGCUGAUUGAGAGGAGUCCCAGGGCCCUGCCUCGCUCCGCCGUGUACCUGAGCAUCAUCACCUUAGUGAUGGGCGCCAGCAUCCACCUGGUGGGCGACUCCAUCAACCAUCGUCUGCUGCUGAGUGGCUACCAGCUCCACCUGUCUGUCAGAGAGAACCCCAUCAUCAAAGACCUCAAACCUGCUACACUGAUUGAUUCGUUUGAGCUUCUUUAUUUUUAUGAUGAACAACUGGGACAUUUGAUGUGGUAUAUUCCUUUCUUCAUAAUCCUCUUCCUCUACUUCACUGGCUGCUUUACUCACGUCAAAGAGGAGAAGACGAUGCCCCUGUCUGGUUGGCUGCUACUCGGACCCAGUGCCCUCUACUAUUGGUACUUGGUCACAGAGGGUCAGAUCUUCCAACUCUUCCUCCUCACCUUCCUAGCUAUGGUAGCCACGGUGAUCCACCAGCGGCAUAAGGGCUCUGUCCCAGACGCCAAUGGCCUCUUUCUGUUCGCCAGCUUCUCUGUCACCAUGUUCCUGGUGGCCGUGUGGGUGGCCUGGCUGUGGAGCGACCCGGUGCUGCGUAAGAAAUACCCCGGUCACCUGUACGUCCCCGAGCCCUGGUCCUACUACACAUUACACGUUAAGGACAGCCACUGAUAGGAGUGACAACAGCCUCCUGUGGAAUGGACUAAUACUGACUGAAUGGAUUCCAUCAAUAUCUUGCAUUUCUGAAGAAUUGACAGGUCUGAAACGUUCCUGCUACAGAUAAAUGGUCUAUCCGCUCCCGAAUGACAUCAUCAGCAAGCGCCACAUGGAGUGUGGAUCGAGCACAGUGUUGUGCUGCAUUCUGGGACAGGCCCCUCUUUUCUACAGUUGCACCCCACCACUCCCCCAACCCCAACCCCAUCCACAUGACAAUGACAAUGACCAUCUUACAGUAUGCAAUGUUACAGUAUUCAUUUAAAAUGAGACAAAAAAAUGAACUCAAAGAAAGGUAGUGUUGGAUGUACUUGAACAUCAUUGUAUUGCUUCAAGUAAGUUGUUUGAACAUUUCAAUAUCAGAUAUUUUUAGUAAUAAAGGUUUUUUACUCCA
Oncorhynchus tshawytscha (Chinook salmon) is the source of this 1458-nucleotide messenger RNA. Its product is annotated as ceroid-lipofuscinosis neuronal protein 6. The transcript has 8 exons. The record is from RefSeq and is a predicted model, not a curated record. NCBI's taxonomy places the organism in Eukaryota, Metazoa, Chordata, Actinopteri, Salmoniformes, Salmonidae. The coding region runs from base 198 to 1022 and encodes 274 amino acids.